Messenger RNA from Paramuricea clavata, 450 nucleotides. The record is from the annotation of a GenBank genome assembly. NCBI's taxonomy places the organism in Eukaryota, Metazoa, Cnidaria, Anthozoa, Malacalcyonacea, Plexauridae.
AUGUUGGCAAAGAACUUGGCAGAACAGCUGAAAAAGAAGUUGAAGGAAGAUGGGAAAUUAGGAGAUUAUGGUCAGACCCUUCAAUUUAAGAAGAUUUAUAUGGCACAACCUGGUAAUAUCAUUGUAGAAGAGUUUGUCGAAAAGGAAUUUGUAAAAUUUCUCAAUACCACAGGAGCUGUUUGUGGUAAUGACUCGAAGCUAUGCCAGAAAGCUGCAAGCUUGAUGCAUUUCUCAUAUGAAAAGUCCAACAAACAGUUGAUGAUUGUGGACAUUUGAGGGUGUGGCUAUGAUCUGUAUGACCCAGAAAUUGCCUCGAAGGAAAUUAUGUCGGACCAAGGUGAACAAUUGAUGUUCGCAGUUGGAAACUUGACACAAACUGCAGUUGACACCUUUGUUGCAGCUCACAGUUGCAACAAAUAUUGUGAACUUCUUGGUUUGCCUUGUGUUUAA